CAUCACAUGGGCACCCUGCUCACUUCCUCCUCUUCACCAUCCUGGACCUUCACCCGUUUCACUCACAUCUUGAUCUCCCCUUUCACUCGCUUCAUCCAUGGCGUCUGCUUUCCAAUCCUUCUGGCAGUAUCUAGUCACUCAUUUCUCUGAUUUUCAAUUGGCUACCUUGGGCACUUUCAUUAUACACGAGAGUGUCUUUUUCUUAUCUGGACUGCCAUUUACUUUUUUUGAGCGAUCAGGAUUUUUCAGCAAAUACAAAAUUCAGAAGAAAAAUAAUACUCCUGCUGCGCAAGAGAGGUGUAUCUUACGUCUGAUCUUAUAUCAUGUCUGUGUAAACUUGCCAGUCAUGAUUGCUUCCUACCCUGCUUUCAGGUUCAUGGGCAUGAGAAGCAGUCUGCCAUUGCCAUCAUUGAGUGUCAUCAUACCUCAAGUGCUUUUCUACUUCAUUUUAGAGGAUUUUGUUUUCUACUGGGGACAUAGAGUUCUUCACACCAAAUGGCUGUACAAACAUGUUCACAGUGUGCACCACGAAUAUGCCACACCAUUUGGUUUGACUUCUGAGUAUGCCCAUCCUGCUGAAAUUCUAUUCCUUGGCUUUGCAACCAUCCUUGGUCCGGCUCUCACUGGUCCUCAUCUAUUCACUAUGUGGUUAUGGAUGAUUCUAAGAGUCUUGGAGACAGUUGAGGCUCAUUGUGGCUACCAUUUCCCUUGGAGCCUUUCAAAUUUUUUACCUUUGUAUGGAGGUUCUGAUUUUCAUGAUUAUCAUCAUCGUCUGCUUUAUACUAAGUCUGGCAACUACGCAUCAACCUUCGUUUAUAUGGACUGGCUAUUUGGCACUGAUGAAGGUUACAGGAAGCUCAAGGCAAUCGAGAAGGAAGGCAAAGAACCUGAUGAGGUUUACUGACCACUGAACUUAGUUAAUUCCUGUGGGAUCUCACUUGAUUUUCAGGUUGUAAUAGAUGUUAUAAUAAGCCUAGGAGAAACUGUUCUUUGUGCUUUACAUGCUUAUUAUAUGCAAGACUCAAUGGCCAUGCCCAUCUUUUUGUGUCA
Dioscorea cayenensis subsp. rotundata (Guinea yam) is the source of this 1050-nucleotide messenger RNA. Its product is annotated as methylsterol monooxygenase 2-2-like. Gene Ontology annotation, molecular function: C-4 methylsterol oxidase activity; iron ion binding. The record is from RefSeq and is a predicted model, not a curated record. Gene Ontology annotation, biological process: 4-alpha-methyl-delta7-sterol oxidation; sterol biosynthetic process. Lineage: Eukaryota; Viridiplantae; Streptophyta; Magnoliopsida; Dioscoreales; Dioscoreaceae.